AUCAUAGAUUGGGUUCUCUUCCUUUAAAAUCUGUCUUUUUAUGAUAUGCUCCUUUUUUAAAUGCUUUACCUUAGAGCAUUUUAAUAGAUUUAAAAUUUGGUUAAAGACUGGCAUGGUCAUACCAUGAGUCAGCAUGGAUUAUGUUUUACAUAAUCUUUUUUUUUUUUUUUGAAGGGCAAGUUCUCUUAUCUGGACUUGCUGAUGUUAAAUAUGUUCUCCCUUCCUCUCCCCUGAAAUAUAAAAAAAAGGAACAAAGUACAGCUGGAUAGCAGAAGCUGAGAGCUGAGCCCCACUUCAGGUCAACCAAGGCAGCUUUUUUUUCUUCAUCAUGCUUGUUUCAAUAUUUCUGCUGUGGCUGUGCAUUUUCUUCAUCAUCUUUCAAUUUAAAUUACGGAGGCCCAAGAGCUUCCCACCAGGACCCCUCAGUCUGCCUGUACUGGGAAACCUCUUGAACCUGGACCUCAAAAACCCAUUGAUGGACUUUGAAAAGAUGAAGGAGUCUUAUGGAAACGUGUACAGUCUUUUCAUCGGUUCAAGACCAGUCGUCGUCGUCAACGGUCUAAAAGCCAUGAAGGAGGCAAUCAUGAUCAAAGCCACGGAUUUCGCUGGACGACCUCAAAAUACGUUUAUAAAUGACAUAACCCGGGGGAAAGGAGUGAUUCUUGCAGAUUAUGGUUCCAUUUGGAGAGACCACCGUCGCUUCACUUUGAUGACUUUAAGAAACUUUGGUCUGGGAAAAAUAUCAAUGGAGGAACGAAUUCAUGAGGAAAUUCAAUUUACCGUUUCAAAGCUGGAGGAAAACAUAGGUAAAACCAUGAGUCCACAAGUUAUGUUUCAUAAUGCAGCUUCCAACAUCAUCUGCAAGGUUCUAUUCAACACACGCUACGAUUAUGAAGAUGGGAUGAUCACGGAGAUUGUUCAGUGCUUCGUUGAAAUUCUUAAAAUAGCAAACGGACCAUGGGCAAUGAUGUAUGACGCUUUUCCUUGGAUUCGGAGCCUUCCGCUGCCCUUUACCAAGGCCUUUCGGAAUAUGGAGACAUUCCUGAAUAUUUCCAAACGUUUGGUGAAUGAACACAAAAUGAGCAGAGUUCCUGGAGAGCCUCGAGACUUUGUUGACAGCUACCUGGACGAACUGGAAAAGAGUACUAAUGACUUUUCCGACCAACAACUCCUCGGAAUGACUUUUGACCUUUACAUAGCUGGGACUGACACAACAUCCAACACCAUGCUUGCUGGUUUUCUGUAUCUUUUGGCCUAUCCACACAUACAAGAAAAAUGCCAGCGUGAGAUUGAUCAGAUAUUGGAGGGGAAAGAUCGAGUCUCUUUUGAUGACAGACACAAAAUGCCCUACAUGCAGGCUGUGAUCCAUGAAGUGCAGAGGUUUGCCAACAUUGUUCCUCUCAGUGUCUUCCACUGCACAACUAAAGACACAGAGCUCAGGGGUUAUUCUAUUCCAAAGGGUACACUCAUCAUCCAGAACAUGCUGUCGGUGCUGAGAGAGGAGGGACAGUGGAAGUUCCCUAAUGAAUUUAACCCUGAGAACUUUCUCAAUGACCAGGGAGAGUUCGUCAAACCAGAAGCUUUCAUGCCGUUCUCUGCAGGUGCUCGGGUGUGUCUAGGAGAAGGUCUGGCUCGUAUGGAGCUCUUCAUCAUAAUGGUGACCCUGCUGAGGAAGUUUAAGUUCACCUGGCCUGAGGAUGCAGGAGAGCCAGACUUUACUCCAGUUUUUGGGGCGACUUUAACCACCAAACCUUAUCGCAUGAAGGUCCAGCUGAGGUCAGAAUAAAGCUGUUGAUCUACAAGUGUAAUUAGCUGGAAAGUCAUUAAUCACCACCUAUUCAGCACUUGUGUUCAACUGUUAGACCUGCUAGCAGUAAAAUCAUUAUGUUCAUCAUGUUACAAAAAAAAAAACAUGAAAAAUAAACAAAUAAACAACUUAAAACAAGCAA
Oryzias melastigma (Indian medaka) is the source of this 1949-nucleotide messenger RNA. RefSeq names its product cytochrome P450 2J6. The transcript has 11 exons. Lineage: Eukaryota; Metazoa; Chordata; Actinopteri; Beloniformes; Adrianichthyidae. The record is from RefSeq and is a predicted model, not a curated record. Gene Ontology annotation, cellular component: cytoplasm; intracellular membrane-bounded organelle. Gene Ontology annotation, molecular function: iron ion binding; heme binding; oxidoreductase activity, acting on paired donors, with incorporation or reduction of molecular oxygen, reduced flavin or flavoprotein as one donor, and incorporation of one atom of oxygen. Gene Ontology annotation, biological process: xenobiotic metabolic process. The coding region runs from base 329 to 1786 and encodes 485 amino acids.